AAAAUCCGUGAUUUACUGAACUGGUCGCGUGCAACACUUGCGCAGAGCAACACCCUUCCUUGGCUGUUCUGUUUUGAUCCGCUCCUUGGUUUCACGGUCAUUGUAGAACAUCUAACGAAAAAUGCAGUCGCUGAGUAACGCUCACGCUCGCUCGCUGGGCUCUGCGCCGGUGCGAUUGGGAGGUCGCGCCAGCCGCGCUCGCCUCAUCGUCCGUGCCGCUGGCCCCGAAGGCCGCGCGCUGGCUGAGGGCGACCUGAUUCUGGUGGCUGGAGCCACCGGCGGCGUGGGCCAGUUGGUGACGGCCAAGCUGCUGGAGAGGGGCUUCCGUGUGCGUGCUGUGGACCGCGCCCGCAAGAACCGCAGCGCCGCGGCCCAGCUGUUCCCGGGCAGCGACAUCGAGGUGUUCCCUGCGGACCUGCGCGACCGCUCCACUAUGGUUGGCAUCACGCAGGGCGUGGCGGCCGUGUGCUGCUGCACCGGCACCACCGCAUUCCCAUCCUCCAGGUGGGAGGGCGAGAACGGCCCGCGCAACACGGACUGGGUGGGCACCAGCAACCUGAUCGACUCCACGCCCUCCACCGUCAAGCGCUUUGUGCUGGUGACCAGCGUGGGCGUGGAGCGGUACACGGAGUUCCCCUUCGCCAUCCUCAACUCCUUCGGUGUGCUCAAGUACAAGCGCGACUCGGAGCGGCACCUGGAGGCGUCCGGCCUGCCCUACACCAUCAUCCGCCCCGGCCGCCUCACGGACGGCCCCUACACCAGCUACGACCUCAACACGCUGCUGCAGGCAACCGCCGGCACUCGGCAGGCAGUGCAGCUGUCGGCGCGGGACGACCAGCGCGGCGAGGCUUCGCGCAUUGCGGUUGCCGAGGCUGUGGUGCAGAGCCUGCUGCUUCCCUCCACGUCCAACCACUACUACAGCGUCUGCAGCACGGACGGCGAGGGGCCGGGCAAGGACUCUGCGGCUUGGGAGCGCCUAUUCGCGCAGUGCCACUCCGCGGGCGCAGCCAGCACCGCGAUGGUGUGAGGGGCAGGGCGUGGGCUGCGGACUGUGGGCUUGGGUCACAAGCGACCGGACUGACGGGACUGCGGGCAUCAACCAUGGGCACGACCUGGCAUGAACGGAACUGUGCCUGUGAAGGGUCGCCGCAACAAGUUUUGGCUGUGAUGAAAUGGUGCGUUGUGUUGGGUGCAGUCCAGGCACAACCCCACCCGAAGUUUGUGCGUCAGGCUGCUGCUGGCAUCAGGGCGGGCUAUCAGGGGGGACAGCAGGACGUGAAGCAGUUUGCACCUGAGCGUAUGCAUGCUAUGUUGUAUCAGUUGAGUGCGGAUGCAGAACGAGUGUGCGCCGGGGAGGAGAGUGCGGCCAGCGGCGGGCAUGCAGCAACCCGCAGGUACAGUUGCCAGGAGAAAGCAAGCUUAAGUUUUUGCGGCAGGUGCAAUUUUGGCCUGGGUGCGCCUUGAAUUUUGAUGGACAUAACAGAUCAAGGGCUUUCCAGUACAGCACAUUUAGCAAUGUUUAGGAUACAUGGCGUGUCUGGCGGCGGCGCGGAGGAUUAGGGACCGGUACCGUACGCAUGUGUGCGCUGAGACGUUUCGAGCAGGGCCCGUUUCAUGAACACACGAAGCUUAUAGAAGGGUAAUGGCUGUAUGGUUUCGAACUUGGACCGCAUUGCAUCAUGCUGCAUGUGGUUUGCGUCAGUGGCAGGUGGAACGACAUCACUGAAGGAACG
Molecule: messenger RNA, 1733 nt
Organism: Chlamydomonas reinhardtii
Lineage: Eukaryota; Viridiplantae; Chlorophyta; Chlorophyceae; Chlamydomonadales; Chlamydomonadaceae
Exons: 8
Coding region: 122-1027 (301 amino acids)
Source: RefSeq, a predicted model, not a curated record